Molecule: messenger RNA, 648 nt
Organism: Chelonoidis abingdonii (Abingdon island giant tortoise)
Lineage: Eukaryota; Metazoa; Chordata; Testudines; Testudinidae
Source: RefSeq, a predicted model, not a curated record
AUGACCAAGUAUGUUACUUUCUCCUUUUCUUCCAGGAUCGAAUCAUCAACUUAGCUGUUGGUAGCUUAACAUCCUUGCUGCUUAUAGUCACUCUGAUCAGUGCUUUUAUCUUUCCUCAACUACCUCCAAAACCAGUGAAUAUAUUUUUUGCUUUCUGCAUCUCCUUGUGUAGUGUUUCUGCUGGCAUACUUAUCUACUGGUAUCGACAAGGAGACUUGGAACCUAAGUUUAGGAAUCUAAUUUACUAUAUCUUAUUUUCUAUUGUCAUGUUAUGUAUAUGUGCCAACCUGUACUUCCAUGAAGUGGGUAAAUGAUUGCAAGACUGUUCUUAGCUCCACCUUAGAAACAAAAGGGAUAAUCAGCUGGACAGGAAUGAAGAAAGGGGUUGUUCAGGGAUAAUCAGUACAUGAUUUUCAUGUAAAUGUAUAUCUAAAGUCCCUCGUGUUGGGAAGAAUUAUUGCCAUAUGACAUGACACUUUGCUUUUAUUUAAGAGCUAACUUUGCACUUAAUACACAUUCCAACUAUACUGAUGUUUCAGAUGGGCACAAGCUUUUUCAUUUUGGAAAAAAAUGCAUUUUUUUAUUGUACAGAUCUUUGCAAUGCUGCAAUUAUUUGUAACAGAAUAAAUAAAUGGCAUCUUACAGUUA